AUGCCUCGCCAGGACGAGCGUCAUGACGACGAGUCACAGCCUCUGACGGGAGGAGACGACCCUACCAGUCCCACGAGUCCCUACGAAGCUGGCCGGCCUUCAGCAUCAUCCGCAUCGACAACAUCGCUCGUUCUGGAUCACAUAUCAGACAAAGCGGCAAUGAAGGCCAAGGAAGCGCUGUACUCGGACGGUCCAACACGAGAGACCGAAGAGAUGGACAUGGAGGACCAUUUGGCAUGGCAGCGAUCGGUCAAGCCCGCGGACAAGAAAGCACGUCGCGUACUCUACAUCCUGGUCGCGAUUGGAAUUGUCGGGUGGAUAGCAGCACUGUUCAUGUUCGUUUCCCAGGACAGGCAUGUGCCUCAUUCUGCUCGUCCGCACGACCCACAUGCGACAAGCACAACCGGCAAUGGCAAGAAAGUGACUUUGGACCAGGUGCUGCGCGGAGAAUGGUCUGCGAGACAUCACUCUAUCCAGUGGGUUGAUGGUCCAGACGGAGAAGACGGAUUACUACUGGAGCGAGGUGGACAGGAUGGUCGCGACUACUUGGUGGUGGAAGACGUUAGAUACAGAGGCGAUGAACCGUCAGUGCAAAAGCAACACAGCAAGACACUCAUGAAGAAUGGAUACUUUUCAGUUGCUGGCGAGACGGUGACCGUUGACGAGGCAUGGCCAAGCCAGGACCACAAGCACGUUCUCGUUCAAAGCAACUACCAGAGUAAUUGGAGACACAGCAGCACCGGUCGCUACUGGAUCUUUCACGUUGACACCCAGGAGGCAGAGCCGCUUGAUCCUGGUGACAUCCAUACGAGAGUGCAACUAGCAUCAUGGAGCCCUAACAGUGACGCCGUUGUAUUCACAAGGAACAACAACAUGUUCAUUCGACACCUCGAUUCAGACAUCGUCAACAAGAUCACCACGGACGGCUCGAAGGAUCUCUUUUAUGGUAUCCCAGACUGGGUGUUCGAAGAAGAGGUGCUUGCUGAUGGCGGAGCUACUUGGUGGAGCGGAGAUGGCAAAUACGUUGCCUUCUUCCGAACCGACGAGAGCAAGGUUCCUACCUUCCCGGUGCAAUACUUCUUCAGCAGACCGAGUGGCAAGAUGCCUAACAAAGGCGAGGAGAACUAUCCCGAGGUUCGACACAUCAAAUAUCCCAAAGCUGGUGCGCCCAUGUCCGUGGUCAGCCUGAUGUUCUACGAUGUAAAGAAAGCUGAGGUCUUCACUGUCCCAAUCGAUGACGACUUCGAGGAUGACAAUCGGCUCAUUACCGAAGUCUUGUGGGCGGGCGAGACUGGGAAAGUGCUGAUUCGCUCCACCAACCGCGAGAGCGACAUCCUUAAGAUCAUCCUAAUCGACGCUGUUGCACGAACUGGCAAGACAGUACGAGAACGCGAUGUUCAGAAGCUGGACGGCGGCUGGUUCGAAGUAUCUCACACCACCAAGUUUGUGCCUAAGGACGUUGAGGGAGGACGGCCUCACGAUGGAUAUGUUGAUACCAUCAUCCACGAUAACUACGACCAUCUGGCAUACUUUACGCCACUCGAUAACCCCGAGCCCCAAAUGCUUACUUCUGGCGAGUGGGAAGUCGUCGAGGCGCCAUCAAGCAUCGACCUUAUGUCCAACGUUGUGUACUUCAUCGGCACCAAGGAUGGCAGUACUCAGCGGCAUCUCUACUCAGUUCCGCUCAGCAAUGGUCCAGAGGGCGUGAAAGCUGUGACAAAUACCAAGGAAGUCGGUUACUAUGGUGUCUCGUUCUCCACCGCAGGCCGAUUCAUGUUGCUGACGAACCAAGGACCUGAAAUUCCGUGGCAGAAGGUCAAGGCCAGCCCAACCAACUAUAAUUCGAACCUGGAAGUAGUCAUUGAAAAUAACGAGGCGCUCAACGAGCUUGCCAAGAAGACUGAGCUACCGAUUGAAAUCUACCAGACGAUCAACGUUGAUGGUUACGACUUGAACCUGGUAGAGCGCCGUCCACCCCACUUUGACGACAGCGGCAAGAAGAAGUACCCUGUACUGUUCUACCUUUACAAUGGCCCAGGCUUCCAGCACGUCGAUCGCAAGUUCAACGUUGACUUUCAGUCGUUCGUCGCAAGCAGCCUUGGGUAUGUCGUGGUGACCUUGGAUGGCCGCGGGACCGGCUACCUCGGUCGCAAGCACAGGACCAUCGUCCGUGGCAACAUCGGCUCCUGGGAAGCACACGAUCAAAUUGAAGCGGCGAAGAUGUGGGCCAAGAAGAAGUACGUGGACUCGGAGAAGAUGGGCAUCUGGGGAUGGAGCUACGGCGGCUUCAUGACCUUGAAGACUCUCGAGACGGACGCUGGCCAGACCUUCAAGUAUGGCAUGGCCGUUGCCCCUGUGACCGACUGGCGCUUCUAUGACUCGAUCUACACCGAACGGUACAUGCACACGCCACAGCACAACCCAGGUGGCUACGAGAAUUCCACCAUCUCCAACAUGCAGGGCCUGUCGGGCAAUGUGCGAUUCCUCGUCAUGCACGGUGUCAGCGAUGACAAUGUACACUUCCAAAACACCCUUCAACUGCUAGACAAGCUCGACCUGGCAAACGUCAAGAACUACGAUGUGCAUGUCUUCCCCGAUUCAGAUCAUGGUAUCUACUUCCACGGAGCAAACAACAUAGUCUACUCGAAACUGCGCGACUGGCUGAUCAACGCCUUCAAUGGCGAAUGGUUACGCACAGAAGACCCAACUCCGCUGGGCAUGUACGGCAUCUCGUGA
Zasmidium cellare ATCC 36951 is the source of this 2736-nucleotide messenger RNA. RefSeq lists its product as uncharacterized. Gene Ontology annotation, molecular function: dipeptidyl-peptidase activity; serine-type endopeptidase activity. NCBI's taxonomy places the organism in Eukaryota, Fungi, Ascomycota, Dothideomycetes, Mycosphaerellales, Mycosphaerellaceae. The transcript has 3 exons. Gene Ontology annotation, biological process: proteolysis. Bases 1 to 2736 code for a protein of 911 amino acids. The record is from RefSeq and is a predicted model, not a curated record.